This is a messenger RNA of Psylliodes chrysocephalus, 3803 nucleotides long. The record is from the annotation of a GenBank genome assembly. Lineage: Eukaryota; Metazoa; Arthropoda; Insecta; Coleoptera; Chrysomelidae.
UGAAUUGUGAAUGCAGCAAUGGCGGUGGCGCCCCAGUCGUGGCAAUCUUGGCAGUUUGUGCUUGUCGUUCGUUUGUGUUAUGGGAAGUGUAUACAAAAUCAAAACAAAUAAGUAAUACGAAGUGUACAGUGUUUAAAAUCGAAAAAUUUUGUGAUAAAUGAGUGUUAAGACGUAUAUUUUCGUGAAAUAGUUACCAGGCCGCGAGUGUUCAUCAAAAUUAUGUGGAUUUGACAGCUAGAUUAUUACAACUUGUAGACUGAAUAGAAACGACUAAACAUAUCCAUCAUCUCAAUCAAUGUUCGGAACGAGAAGGCGAGCGACAAAGAUGAGGAGGUAGAAGAACGAGAGGAUCAUGAGUGGAGCUGCUCCAGCUGGUGGGCUGCUGCAACAGCAGACCAACACCACCCAAUUAAAGCGCCAAAAGUUAACCACUUGCAGGGACAGUGUACCGUCGGUGCACGGUCGACCGAACGCUUCCUUGAAUAUCAAGACUAGAUUGAGCAAUCAUCAAAGAAACUUAAGCCUUGAUUUUAGGUCAAUGGGUAUCCUCUUGCCGCCAGUAACUCAAGUGACGACAUCAACCACCAACCACCUGACCCACCAUCACCGCAACCGCAGCCUCGAUUCCGCCCUUCAACGCAUCCCCGAAGUGGACGUGACACCAAGUCCGGAAUGCGAAACCGUCAACGCCAUCUUGUGUUCGACGGUCACCGUAUCGUCCGAACCGCUUCCGAGCUCGUCUUCCAAACAACGUAACGACGAAAUCGCUAGCUUGGGUUCGGACGAUUCCGGCAUUCUGUGCGGUUCGGACGCCGGCUCGUCGUCCGAAUCGAACGCGACGCGCGAAUCGUCCGUCGAGUACAUCGACAACAUCGCCUCUGAGCAUCCUAAAUCGGACGAAACGAAGGACGCCGAACCGGCGCUAGACUGUAUUUCGAAGUUCGGUGCCGACAGCGAACGGACUAAAGCGAGUGCGGGCGAGGCGUCGAAGAGCUCCGGCAUGCUCCGAUUGCUCGAGAGCAAAGUGUUCGACGUUUCGAUGGCUAUGCACUACCUCUUCAAUAGCAAAGAACCGGGUGUUUUGUGUUAUAUCGUCAACAAAAUGUUCAGUUUCGAUCACCACGAGGUGGACUUUUACUUGCCCCAAUUGGUGUGUAUGUACAUACAGAUGCACGAUGUAGCUGAAGUUAUACAUAGGUAUCUCAUUCAUAGAUGUAGGAAAUCCAUAGACUUCUCGUUGAAGUGUGCCUGGUUAUUGGACGCUUUCAGCUCAGACGCAUCCCUUCCGACGAAAAAGAAGCCCCACGGUAUCAAAUUGCGCAAUCUCAUUUUAUCAGAUGAGCUUCGGCCGAGGGACCAAAAGUUAAUGACUACAUCGUUGAACAGCGCGAUCGGCGACAAGCUGGCCGUGCCGCAGCAUGUGAAAAAGUCACACCAGAGGUCGCACAGCGACGCCUCGGCAUUGCUGAAUGGUCUGAAGAAGACCGCUUCCUGCGCGACGAAACUUAGUCUAGGCGAUUUGAGUUCGGGCAGGGCGUUCGACAACGGUUGCGUGUGCUUCGAGAGCUGUCAGAGCGUUGUAAAUGAGCUUAGGGGAGAAAAGACUGAAUGCACGUGUUCUGCGCCAAGACUGAGGCCCGAACUGGAAUUUAUGCAAGCGCUUAUACUGAUUGGCAAAUUACUUAGUUCCAUACCAACGAAAGAAGCGAAAACCACAAGGCUGGUAGCGGAAUUGACAACGUUAAACCUGAACCUACCCGCGAGAGUGUGGUUACCCCUUUGUAGUCAGAAUCCCCAUUUUAUAGUUAGGAUACCCCCACAAGUGGCAGCUGUACUGAAUUCCAAAGAUAAAGCCCCCUAUAUAAUUUACGUAGAAGUAGUAGAAGUGGAGGAUUUAGAAAGUUCUCCUGUACCACAAAAAGUAAUGCCCUCUUUGAGACAUACCAAGUCCGAAGAAAAUCUCAAGCAUGAAAGUGUCUCCUUAUCGGCUUUCAGUAUGUGCGGGGGAUGUUACGAUGACUUGGAUCCAGAUUGGAGUCAAGAAGAUGACGAGAUUUCUCAACAGUAUACACAAAUGAGAAAACCCGUGGACAGGGACACAAUAUCGCAGAUGAGCCAGGAAUCUAGCGAUUCCAGGGAACCCCCUAUGUCUAUACCUGCAAGUGAAAUAAGACGAAGAUUAUCUGAUUUCUUUCACGAGGAAAAAAGCAAACAAUUUACACACGAUCCCGAAGAUCCUUCAGCCGCGGUACUGAAAGAACCUUGGCAGGAUAAAGAACAGAGGAUACGCGAAAGCUCUCCAUAUGGUUACUUAUCGUCUUGGAGGUUACUUUCUGUUAUUGUAAAAUGCGGAGACGAUUUGCGACAAGAAUUGAUGGCUUCCCAAAUUUUGGAAACGUUUCAAAAAAUCUGGGAAUUGGAACACGUUCCACUUUGGCUACAUCCGUACAGAAUUUUGUGUUUGUCGGACGACAGCGGACUGAUCGAGCCAAUUUUGAAUACCGUUUCCCUACAUCAAGUGAAGAAACAUUGUCAGCUUUCCCUAUUGGAGUAUUUCAUUAAUGAAUUCGGACCCAUGACGUCUGAAGGGUUUUUAACUGCUCAGAAGAAUUUCGUGCAGAGCUGCGCUGCUUAUUGUCUUAUUUGCUAUCUUGUUCAAGUCAAAGACAGGCACAAUGGAAAUAUUCUGUUGCAAAGCGAUGGCCAUCUGAUCCAUAUCGAUUUUGGUUUUAUUUUAUCAACGUCUCCCAAGAACCUCGGUUUCGAAAAGUCGCCGUUCAAGUUGACUCCUGAAUUCGUGGAAAUCAUGGGCGGUGAGAAUUCAGACAUGUUUGAAUAUUUCAAAAUCUUGAUUUUACAAGGACUGAUCGCUGCUAGGAAACACCAUGCAAUGAUCGUCACAUUGGUGGAGAUUAUGAGAUCAGGAUCUCAACUGCCAUGUUUCAAGUCUGGAGCGUCGACUGUACAGAACCUGAAGAACCGCUUCCACAUGAACAUGACAGAGGAACAGCUUCGCCUAGAAGUGAACCGCUUAGUCGAAGGGAGCAUCCAUUCCCUGUCGACCAAACUCUACGACGGCUUCCAAUACUUCACGAAUGGCAUUCUUUAACCAUGGCCGGGUUAUUCCUCUUGUUUAAGCGGUUUUUGUUAUUAGAAUAGGAUACAAACUUGGGUGUCAGUCGCUAGAAAAUAUUAACAUGGAAACUCGGUUUUAUUUUGUUGUUUUUGUAUAAGUGUAUUUUUUGAUUCUAAGCUGAAAAAAAAAAAUUUUAUCUGAAUUUUUAUGAUUUAUUUUCGUUCUGAAGUUUCCUCUUACAUAAGAGGUUCAGAACUUGUCUUAUUUUAAAUGUAUUUUUGACGUGUUAAAAGGACCUUUUUUUAUCAUCAAUUUUUAUAAAAUAAGGAUUUUUAAAUACACCUCAGUUUUAUUAUGUAUGGAGGUUAUGAACAUUUGAUUAAAUUAUGUUUCAGUUGCCUUAAAUGCAAUAUUUAAUAACAAGUAACAUCCCAUUUAUCAAACGCAGUUGAAUAUUCCUGUUUUCAAGUUUGUGGGGAUGUUUUAAGAAGGCUUAAACUUUUAAAUUCAAAUUGAACAAAAUGCCAAGAAAAAAUAUCAAGUUCUUUAAAAACGUCUAUCUAUAAAUAAGUCUGCCAAGUCGGAAGAGUUUAAAGUUUUAACUAAAACUACCUACAUAUGUAAAACUCAUUUAAAAUAAGACAAUUAUAUCACUAUUUGGAUGAAAUAACAGUUUAUUAAAAAUUACUGAGUUACAAUAUAUUGAUUACUAUGUUCUAAUGGCUGG